Molecule: messenger RNA, 2384 nt
Organism: Pipistrellus nathusii (Nathusius's pipistrelle)
Lineage: Eukaryota; Metazoa; Chordata; Mammalia; Chiroptera; Vespertilionidae
Source: the annotation of a GenBank genome assembly
AUGAAAAACCUUUGUUUCAGAGCCAUUGCCAUGGUUCUGGGUCUUUAUUUUACUGGAACAAUGACAAACCCAGCAAGGAAAAGCAGUAUUUUUUUCAAUUCUGAGUGCCAGUGGAAUGGAUACCGUCUGACGAAUUGUUUCUUUACUGGAAAGCAGAAUAUGCCUGUGGACAUAUCACAGACAGCAGCCACAGUAGAUGCAAGUCCCAUUUUAUUUAAGGGUCUCUUCCAACCUCCCACAAACGAAGAAAAACAGAGCAUCAAACAUCUGGACCUCAGUAACAACCUCAUGUUGGAAAUAGCCUUAAGCUCCCUCGCACAUUUCCCUGGUUUGGAAACCCUAAACCUCAGCGACAAUGCCAUCCGCUCCAUCUCCCUGGAUCUACCCAGGCCUGGGUGCUCCUGGGGGAAACGCCACAGAAGCAGCGUGGGAAGUGGGAUCCCACAUCUAAAACUGCUAGUUCUUCGGAGAAAUAAACUCAGUGACAUUCCCAAGGGAUUGUGGAAACUGAAGUCAUUACAGAGUUUGGAUCUAUCGUUCAAUGGAAUAUUGAAAAUUGGUGUGUUUGAUUUUCAUAACUGCCUGCAGCUGGAGAACCUCUAUUUAAGGAGCAACAAGAUAUUCAGAAUUCAUCCGGAAGCCUUCAAGGACCUCAAAAAGUUACAGGUUGUGGACCUCAGCAGCAAUGCCCUGACCACCAUCCUGCCCAUGAUGACCAUCGCUCUAGAACUCCCCCACCUGGAGGCGGACUUGGCCCAUAACCAAUGGCAGUGUGAUGACAGUGUGACCGUCUUCCAAAAUGUCAUUUCUGAAUCCUGGAGGAGAAAGUGGGAUGUAAUUUGCAACAAGUCUAUAGGGCCCGAGGAGGCACACUGGUGGACACCCAGAAGCAGGAUUCCCAGGGAGGCCCAACUCCCUCACACGAAUCUGAGUCACGCGAGAAGCCUCAUCGGGAGCAAAGCUGAGAGGCCCCAGGAAGGCUUGCAUGUGGGUUCAGCCAUGCCGGAGCAGCAGGACCACGGCGGCUCCAAGGCCCAGCACCGACGGCCGCCGAGGCGGGUGAGGAGCACCCAGGAUCGGCAAGCUGCGGGCGGGACGGAAGCCGCGUCCCAGCACCUCGCCCUGGCCGUCUGCUUGGCCGUGUUCAUCACCUUCUUCGUGGCCUUCUGCCUGGGGGCGUGGACGAGGCCUUACAUCGACAGGCUGUGGCAACAGCGGUGCAGAAAGAAAAGCCCUGGGUCUGACCUCGCGUAUUCCAACGAGGGCUACUGCGAUGAGACGGACUCUGCCGGGGACAGCCAGCACCCCAGAGGGGACCUGCACCAAGCUCCCCGGGGCCUGAGCCUCUGGGAGCCCGGACACCCUUUCUCAGGGACGCGGGCCAGCCCGCAGGCUGCUGUCACUGCCGGCAGGACUCGGGGCCCGAGCAGAGAGGAGCCUGGAGGCCGGCAGGGCAGGGGGCAGCGCGGGGCCGAGCCCGGGGGAGGAAGGAGGAGGGACAACGUGCUCCCCAAUGGCCGUGCGGCCUGUUCCGCUCCCCGCGGCCGGCCGGGUGCUGAUGGUCACCCCCUCGCAGAACGGGGCCGCGCCUGCAGGAGUGGGGUCCGUGGAGAAGUGGAUUCUGAGACGGAGGCCCAGGAAGAUGCGCCCAGUGGGCACUCGAUGGGCAUCCCUGGGAUUGCCGGCAGCUUACCAACUGGCUCCGGCUCCAUCCAUCAGGACUCGAAUGCAUCAGGCCCCCCACUGUCAAGAGAGAUAACAGCCGCUCUCUCUAAAAUGCAAAUGUGCACAAAAGCACCGGGGACGGGAGGGCGGGAGGACACACAGGACGAGCUGGACACCGAUUCCGAAGAAGGCUCGUUAUUCACUCUAAGCUCAGGGGGUUCGGAGGGUGCGAGAAACGGGAGUGACGGAGAGGCGGAUGGGGAGGAGAGUUCUGGCACCAGUGAGCCUCCGGAGGACCGGGACCCAGAGGGGAGGAAGGACAACGUUGCAUCCUCCGAGAGUCUUGGGGACACCACCUCCCAGAAGGCUCAGGGGAAAUGUGAGAACCAGGAGGAGGAUCGCUUCGGACAACCUCUCAUUUCCCGUUCAGACUCCAGUGUGGACAAGAGUCAUCGGGAAAGUGCCUCUGACACCCACAAAUGUGAGAACCCGGAGACCUUGCCCAGGUCACCGGGUGAGCGUGCUGCCCGUGACACGACCCCGGGCACGUCCACGUCUGACUGCGUCCCGGCUCCUCAGUCUGAGGCAGCAGAGUGGCAUCGCUCGCUCAGAGACCUCGAGUUCUUUAGUGUGGAAACACCCCCGUGUUCUGCUGAAGCUCCCUCGGACCCUGGUAAGACGGCCCCUGGUGAGAGAGAUGCAGACAUUUGUGCAUAUGA